Messenger RNA from Gadus chalcogrammus (walleye pollock), 2344 nucleotides. It is a transcript of the gene cdk5, whose product is annotated as cyclin dependent kinase 5. Gene Ontology annotation, cellular component: cytoplasm; nucleus. The record is from RefSeq and is a predicted model, not a curated record. Gene Ontology annotation, molecular function: cyclin-dependent protein serine/threonine kinase activity; ATP binding. The transcript is spliced from 12 exons. NCBI's taxonomy places the organism in Eukaryota, Metazoa, Chordata, Actinopteri, Gadiformes, Gadidae. Bases 190 to 1068 code for a protein of 292 amino acids. Gene Ontology annotation, biological process: synaptic vesicle transport; protein phosphorylation; neuron apoptotic process.
CUGUGAUGCUGUUCCUGUUUCAGCCGCUAGAUGACCAGCAAGAACAGCUUGCCUAGUGAAGUGUCUAGGGUACAAGUCUGGGAGCUAACACCAGCUAGCAAAACAUCACUGCGGAUUUCGAAUUUUUUCUUGUAUCAGAUAGACCUAGAGGUUUACUAGUUAUAUUAAGGCUGGCGCCACUCACCAAACAUGCAGAAAUAUGAAAAGCUUGAGAAAAUCGGAGAGGGGACGUACGGGACCGUCUUCAAGGCGAAGAACCGCGAAACGCACGAAAUCGUGGCUCUGAAGAGGGUCCGAUUGGAUGACGAUGACGAGGGGGUGCCAAGUUCCGCCUUGAGAGAAAUCUGUCUCCUGAAGGAACUUAAACAUAAAAACAUUGUCAGGCUACAUGAUGUGCUGCACAGUGACAAAAAGUUAACCUUGGUCUUUGAGUAUUGCGAUCAGGAUCUGAAGAAAUAUUUUGACAGUUGCAACGGAGAUUUAGACCCAGAAACCGUGAAGUCGUUUAUGUUCCAGCUCCUGAAGGGCCUGGCCUUCUGUCACAGUCGGAACGUUCUCCACAGAGAUCUGAAGCCACAGAAUCUCCUUAUUAACAGAAAUGGAGAGUUGAAGUUGGCUGACUUUGGUUUGGCUCGAGCCUUUGGGAUUCCUGUGAGGUGUUACUCGGCUGAGGUGGUGACUCUGUGGUACCGGCCUCCCGAUGUGCUUUUUGGUGCUAAACUCUAUUCUACCUCAAUCGAUAUGUGGUCAGCAGGGUGUAUAUUUGCAGAGCUGGCCAACGCGGGCAGGCCGUUGUUCCCCGGGAAUGACGUUGACGACCAAUUGAAGCGCAUCUUCAGAUUGUUGGGUACGCCAACUGAGGAGCAGUGGCAAGCCAUGACAAAACUACCAGAUUACAAGCCGUAUCCAAUGUACCCCGCCACCACCUCACUGGUUAACGUGGUUCCCAAACUCAGUAGCACAGGACGAGAUCUGCUGCAGAACCUGCUGAAGUGUAACCCGGUCCAGAGGAUCUCUGCGGAAGAGGCUCUGCAGCACCCAUACUUUGCUGAUUUCUGCCCACCGUAGACCACACCGUAGCAGGUGAAACUCCUUCAACACCACCAUCACCACCACCUCCACCACCACCUCCACCACCACAAUCAAGCCUCCUGACCAACACGUUUUCACUCAGACCCUUCCACCCUGUAUCUAUUCUUUCUUUUCGGAAAUGCACUAGCUUUUAUAUCAUCUUGUUGUGCCUCCUUGUUAAUCAUUAUUAUUUUAUUCUGGUUUGCAAGUCUGUCCGUGCGAGGUAUUCUGGGGAGACCCCAGACUUCGUCGUUAUUGACCGCACUUUUGGGAAACAUAACAGCUUUUUGAUUAAAUUAUUCGAGGGCUAUCAAGAACAAACAUGGGUCUUUCAGUUUUAAUAUCUGCUAAAAUGGAAUACAUACCCAGCAUAAAAUUUCAUGAGUUGACUGUGAAGUUAGUAGUGAUGAUUCUCUGAUGCCGUUUCAAAAAUGUGAUGUCAUAAAUGGAAAACCUAAAUGCAUAUAAUACAUUAGUGUGGUGUCACUUUAAGUGAGGUAUUUAUGCUUAACUUAAAGGCAUGAACACCUUUUUCAUUAAUUGCAUCCAUUUUAGACUGAGUAAUAGACAAAAAGACUUUGAUAUCAAUAUUUUAAGCAUAAACCCAUCACUUUUCCAUUACUUUUAAAGAGCAGAUUGUACAAUGGUCUGGGACAACGCUAUAUUAGUUGCACGUUUUUGCCAGCUUUUUGUGUGCCUGAUUUGUCAACUACCAGUCACACGGGUCACUUCUUGUCACCAUUUCUCAGUCUAUUAAAAUGCAACAGCCAUGUUAACAAAAGUGGACCAAUUUAAAUUGUAGACUUGAUGAACAGAGGACCAUUAGUGAAUCAUUGCUAUCUUUUAUAAUCUGUUCAUUUUCUUUUGUAGUUAAAAUAUGAAAAAAAUGAAUUGUUCGCUAUUGUACAUCACAAAUGAGAUCCGAAAGAAUUUAUAUUUCAUCACGCCCUCUGUCCCCUGUGGUUUCUUUGUUUCAAACGGCUUCCUUUUCCAUUGCAGAAUCACCCCCAGAUUGUUUCCCUCACCAUGGGUUGUCUUUGAAGUAGAUAGAAAAGUUAAUAUUUUAUUUUUGUUCUACUGAUGUAAGCAAAAUAAUUGAAUGCAUGUAUUUAUUAAUAAUUGAAUGUCUGCUUAAUUAAGCCUAGGUCUUUUCUUUUUUUUAAAUACAGCACAACCAUUUGUUUUGGUACAGGAGAUUUUCUUUCAAUAAUAUGACACUGCUUUUAUACAGCAAGGUUGUGUAUAUGUGUGUGUGUGUGUGUGUGUGUGCGUG